AUGGGUCUGACUCUAAUGGACAUUUCGACCUUGACUGGUUUACUAGUUGAUGGUGAAUUUGUUUCAUGGUCGACCGAUUAUCCUGAGGAUGUUUUUGACAUUAACUUUGACUCAAAUUCUAUGUCGAGCUUUAUUCAAAACAAUAUUGGUUCCAAUGGGGAUCCUGUUUCUGACAGUGAGCAUAUCCAUCAUAUGCCUCUUCCUAGUGAUGCUGAAACUCUCCAAGAAUCUGGGCCUACAUAUGGAUCAGGGUCAACUGCUGCAGCUAUCACUAUUAAAUCCAUUGACAAAGACACGGUUCCCGUACUGUCGACACAGAAAUUCGUCAAUCAAGACACAAAGCCACCCUUUAAUGUUCCUUCUCCAGAAGCAGGAGAUUUGAACUUUGAUGACAUCACCUUUGACCUGGACAAUAUCUUAAAUUCUUCAUCUUCUUCACAAGGCUUUUCAUUUGCAAUUCCAUCUCUUCAGUCCUUCAUGGCUUCUCACUCUAGUCUCAAUUCUAGCAAUACUCCUACCGUCACUGCUGCAUCACCAUCAUCAACUACCAUUUCUGUAACUACUACUAUCAAUGUUUUUGUUACUACCUCUACUGCAGGAACAACCAUGGCAUCUGCUUCUAUCUCCACCACCAAAGCUGCUGUUAUUGCUCCAGGUGGAACCUCUGCUACUCCCGCUUCUUCGUCCCAGGAGGGUGAUGACGACGUACAUGUCGCAAGUCCUCCACCUCUAGUGACUAGCAUGUCACAAUUUUAUAAUGAUGAUGGGAUCUUAAGGGCUUCUAAUCCAGAUGUAGAGACUACCGACUUAUGGCGUAGCUAG
Arachis ipaensis is the source of this 822-nucleotide messenger RNA. The record is from RefSeq and is a predicted model, not a curated record. NCBI's taxonomy places the organism in Eukaryota, Viridiplantae, Streptophyta, Magnoliopsida, Fabales, Fabaceae.